AUGGUCUUCAACUUCAUUCAAAGGCAACUAUUCUGGACGUUAUUGUUAUACAACAUCUCUAUAGUCGUUGUUGAAGCAUUUAAGGCAGAACGAAAUCCACAGAAACAGCAAUUUUUUCGAAUCAAACGAGGUGCGUAGAAAAUAUUUACAAUUUUAAGAAAAUGGGAGUCUUAUACUUUGUAACUUAAAUACUUAAACUUGGCGAUAGCAUCCAUUUGCAAGCUAGUUCAGGUCCGAAAGUAGCCUGAAAUAGCGUUAGCCGCAUAUUUCUUAGGCUGAUCCGAAAACAAAACCACUUGAAAGCUAAAAACUUGACACGUUCGAACCAAAUUUAAUUUAGAAAUUGUUAAUAUUGCUUGUCCUCAGUGUGGUAUACGAUUAUUAAGUUUUACUCCAAAUAAAGUCAAUAUUUAUACUUUGACUGAAAUUUUGACUGUAAUUUUGACUGUAAUUUUGACUCAAAAUUUGAGUAAAAUGAAGCACUAACAGUGCCUCAUUAGUGAAAUUACUCAAAUAUAUGAACAAUUUUACUGAAUCUUUUAGUAUAAGAUUUACUUUUAAAUUACUUAAAAAUUGAGCAUAUUUUCCUAUGAAUAUGAGCAAUUCUAUUCAAUAUUUUUACUCGCUGCAUGGGUACAUUAUUUCACCAGGUUUUUGUAAUUACGAGUAAAAAGACCCGGCGAUUUAUUGCAGUGAAAUGCCGCUAUUAAUAUGCUCAAAAUAAUUUUUUAGAUGUUCCAACUAAGUAUCAAUCUCAACUAGUCUUAAUGUUUCGACAAGCGACUGGGCGUCAUAUGAACACGACCAGUUAUAAUUAAUCGAUAAACGAUUGCGUGUUGUGCGUUUUAAUUUCAUCAUCACUGUAUGACAUUAACUUUUUCAGGUGUUCGAUCUCAGCGGGAAGCGUACAUCAGCUCAAGAGCGAAGACAGCAUUGGAUUGUGUCUUGUUUUGUUUCAGAGAAAAAUUGACUUGCACAUCUCUCAAUUAUGCUGAAUCUACUUCGUUCAAUGGUGGCAAGGAGAAUUGUCAGUUACACAAUGAAACCAAGAAUGAUGAUGCAAAUUCAUUGAAGUUCGUGAAAGAUGAUAGAUACACCUUUUAUCGGAUACCCGGAGUAUCACACGAAUCAGAAAACACACAGACGACAGAAAAUGUAACUAAGCAGGUAGCAACCUCGUUCCCAGGCUCUUCCCUCUUUAGGAGGAAAGACCCUGGCAAUAGCUUGUCACGUGGCUCCCUGAAAAUUGAUUGCCUAAAGGGGUGUGGGGAAAGUAUCAUAUUACAUGCUUCCACUUCCACACUUUACACUUCGAUCGCUAGGAGUGAGUGUUCUGUACAAUGAACUUUGAGAAUCACAUAUACGUCAAAAUACUUUGAUUUCUGCUAAAUUUGAUUUCUGUUGCUGUUAAAUUAUAAAAAUAUGCAAAACAGAUUUUUUUAGCAACAAGUCAGAAAAUCAAGCAAUAAAAACGUAUGAUCAUAUGUUCUAUUGUUCUUAUGCUCUCUCGGGGCUUGCCGCUUUGGCGGACAUAAUUUGAAAGGCACUAGUUCAUUUCACACGUUUCUGCUCUGCCUUUGGUUCACAUAUUUGCAAUCUUAUAAUAUGUCACUAUUAUCUGCAGGAAACGGUAUACAGUAAACUGUGCAUUGAUAUACUUGUUAAUUUCUCUAGGUUUUUCGGUAAAGGUUACACAUUUGAACACUAGCCAAAUACUUAAAUGACAUUGAAUGUUUUAUUCAUUCUAAAACUGUUUAUGUACUGUUUAAUAAACGAGCAGGAGUGUUUUAUUAGGUUUAAAGCCACAAGCGCGCAGCGCGAGUGGCUUUAGACCUAAUGAAACACGACCUGCGAGUUUAUUAAACGGCUUCAAACACGACUACAAAUUCAAUAGAUUUACUGCCUUAUUAGUAUUCUUUAUAUAAAAAAUACUAAUGAGGGCACGACUACAAUAGAUACUGCCUCAUUAGUAUUCUUUAUAUAAAGAAUACUAAUUAGGAGUGUUUUAUCAGGCUUAAAGCCACUGCAUGUGACAUAUUAUGGUUGACAUGAUUUGCCAAUAUAUAAGCUUAUGAAUUAUUAAUGAGUUUGAAAGACUGUUUAUAUAUGCUAUUGAUUUUAGUGAAAAAUAUUGAUAGUUCAAUGUUAUAAACACUGGGUAUUGCAGGAAGGAGUGUAUAAGGUACAAAAAUUGUUAGGGAGCAGUUUAAAGCAGUUUAGCAAAGUAUUUUAUGUGCAUCCCUGACAAAAUGUAGAGACACUUUAUACCAUAUAAUACAUAAUUCAAAAAUUAACAGUCUAUCUACAUACACACAAGGUUUUUCGCACAGACAUAUCGUUACUUUUAUACUUUAUGAGAUUUUAUAAGCAUUUUAAAGUUUCUAUUGAUAUAUUGAUACGCUGUUUGUCUCUAGUGCAGCAUAGUGGAUGCUAAAUGUAAAGGCAAUACUUAUAUAGUGAUACAAGCUCAAUCUCAUGCUAUUCCACAACAAAAUAAAAUUUAGGAUAGAUCAAGCUGCAAAGCUACUGACCACAAAAGCUCUUUAUAAUAUUUAUAAUGUGCCUGGUCUGCAAUAAAUAUGAAAUAACUGUAUGUACGCAUAGUAUACAAUAGUCAAUACUAUAUUUUGACUUGUGUAUAAUUUAAAUAUUCAAAUUGUUCCGCACGCAACGGAGGAGUCUUUGCUUUUGCCUGCAUCGGUUGACUUUACAAUACGUCUGAUAACAGAUAGCUGUACCUCGACAUAAUUCUUGAUAAUAUAGAGUCUCAGCGAUGCCAAAACGGUAUAUUAUAUCACAGUCUCCGACGGGCUUUUCACAGACUUGAGAGCAUGUUGUUUAGAAUUUACACACAGUUGGCGGGAUCACAGGAUCUUGCUAUUUUACAGCAAUUCCAUGUCUCUACAUAAGGUAAAUCCGUUGGGUUUACGUAUCGGACAGGAUACAUAACACCUCAACAUUGACAACAGUCACAACCAUAUUAUAACAAGGUAUUGUAGCCUGCAAACCGGAAAACAUUAACCUAGUAAUUUAAACUUAUAAUCAGAGUGUGGACAAUAUAUAAGUGUGUAAUUUUUAGACAAUAAAGUUGUUGUUACUCAAACCUCUCUAAGCGAAAGUUACCUACGUUAGCAGUAAGUCAUAAUGUACCUAAGUCAAAACCAGUGAAGGAAUCCCAGAAAUUCGAAGGCAAAAGUUCCUGGGAAGCUUUCCUCGUCCAGUUUGAAAUUGUCGCUAGGAUGAAUGGUUGGGAUGAUGAUCAAAAAGCUAUGUUCCUAGCGACAUCUCUUCACGGAAAUGCAACAUUGAUUUUAAGUAAUUAACAUGUCACCGAACGAUCGUGAAGACUACGCAAAACUUGUUAUGGUUUUGUCAAGUCGUUUUGGGAUAACUCGUCAAUCAGAUUUAGCUAGAGCGAAGCUCAAGACUCGAAUAAAGAGAAGAGAAGAAAACUUGCCUGCAUGAGUUGGCUGAGAGUGUGGAAAGCCUGACACAAAAGAUGUCCAUGACAUGCAAGAUGUCCUUGCUAGGGAUCAUUUCAUUGAUGCCUUGUACGAGGAUGACCUUCGCCUACGAGUUCGAUAAGCCCGACCACAAUCCUUACAAGUAGCUAGUAGAGGGCGAGGUUGGUGAUAGAAGCCCCUUUAAAGAAAAAGAAGCAGGUUGUGAAUCAAAGUUGAAUGAACUGCAUUGUUUGAUAACUCAGUUGCUAAAAGAAAUGAAAUUUGGUUCCCGUGAGCGAUUCCCCUCCAAUCGUUAUCGGCGAUCGCCAGAGCGAGGACAGCGCAAGUGUUGGACGUGGGGAGUUCAGGUUCACCUCGCAAAAGAUUCUAAACAGGGACUACUACAAGAAGUCAGGGUUACAAACGAAGCAAGAUCUGGACGACAGUCGGGAAGCGAAAAGCGGUCGACCUAUCGGAGCGAGGAUCGAUCGGGAGCGGAGCAGAAAAAGUCCCAAGGAGCGACGCAGAAGUAAACGUUUGUGGUGGAGCACUUAGAGUGACGGGGUUUAUUUCGGGUCAUUCUGUACAGUUUGUCGUUGAUACUGGCGCAGAUGUGACUGUUUUGAGUUAUCGAGUUUAUAAGGAGCUGAAUCAGUUGGGUGAAGUGGCAAAUUUGACUGCUGAUGGUACUCUGAACGGUCUCGAUGGACAGAGAAUCGAAGUUCUGGGAACUAUCACGUUAAAUUUCUCAGUGGGUGAAAUUUAUUCAAGACAGCAAGUUUGGAUCACUAAAAUUAAAGAGGACUGUAUCUUGGGCGCGGACUUCUUAAGGAAACAAGAUUGUGUAAUCGAUUACCCUCGGAAUAUUCUACACAUUGACACUACGGAAGUUCCAAUGCAUGUCAAUACCGACGAGCUCAAAUGUUUCAGAAUAGUCCUACAGUGUAGAUAG
Messenger RNA from Paramuricea clavata, 4395 nucleotides. Lineage: Eukaryota; Metazoa; Cnidaria; Anthozoa; Malacalcyonacea; Plexauridae. The record is from the annotation of a GenBank genome assembly.